Molecule: messenger RNA, 2402 nt
Organism: Onychostoma macrolepis
Lineage: Eukaryota; Metazoa; Chordata; Actinopteri; Cypriniformes; Cyprinidae
Gene: tmem183a
Product: transmembrane protein 183A
Exons: 8
Coding region: 158-1240 (360 amino acids)
Biological process (GO): regulation of protein stability
Cellular component (GO): SCF ubiquitin ligase complex
Molecular function (GO): protein binding
Source: RefSeq, a predicted model, not a curated record
AUGUACGCGACCUUGAGUGUCAGUUCCAUGAUGGCUGAAGAUCCCGGAGGAGCUUUCUUUAAUUUCACCCUCAUUUUUAUCGUUUUUUCGUUACCUCUGCUGGAAAGAUGGCAGGGCACACAGCCUCGAUAAACGGCCAUAGACCCCCGCUGUCGUCAUGCCCAAGAAAGGGAACCGAAAACGGCUGAAAUUUAGAGCCGAGGAUGUUUGCUCAGAGUCAGUAACUGUGGCUGACUAUGCCAACGCCGAUCCCGCCAUCGUAAAGUCGGGAAGAGUUAAAAAGGCUGUUGUUAAUGCAAUUGAAAAAGAAGUGAAAUUACUCUGUGGACUUGAGGCAUCCCAGGGUCCUGUGCAGGAAGUGCUCUCCUCUGCAGCUGGUGUGAGUAACGCAGCCCGUGAGAGCAGUGAUGAACUGGACUCAGAGGAAGGGGAUGAAAUCAAAGGGUCCCGCAAAAAGAAAAACAAAAGACGCAAAGAAAACAGUGAGAGCAUAGAUGGAGAGGAGUAUCCCGUUGAUAUUUGGCUUCUGCUUGCUGCAUACAUUCGGCCAGAAGACGUCUGCAGAUUCUCCUUGAUCUGCAGGAAUGCUUGGACUGCCACGUGCACAGCUGCAUUUUGGACACGACUCUACAAAAGGCACUAUAAUCUUGAUGCAGACCUCCCCGAUCGCCUUCAACCUGAUUCUAUUGCAAAGAUGCGUUGUCUUCGUGCGCGUGUUAUUCGCUCGCUUUUUCACUUAUAUGAGCCCUAUAGCUUGCGGGUGUCCAAAAGCCCUCCUCUCCCUGAAUCUACACCUACCACACUCCUCAAUUCCAAGUGUUUGUUGUUUUGGGUCAACAAAGUGUCUGGAAGUAGGUCAGAGCCGAUGUGGGAGUUCAACUUCAAGUUUGUGAAACUGCCAACCAAGGGGAAAAAUGGAUGUGGUUUGAGUCUUCAGCUGCCCAAGCAGUAUAAAGAUGUUCACACUAAUCCAGACUCGGACUGUUAUCUGCUGCGGGUCACUACCCUCAAUUUCAUUUUCACUUCUGUUGUGAUGGGCAUGACUUUAACUUUGUUCACCAUUAAUGUGAGCACAGACAUGAGGCACCACCGAGUGCGCUUGGAUUUCCAGGAUUCACCACUCAUUCGAGGGAAGAAGCUUAGGGGUGAACAAGGGGUGCAGGUAGUGCUGGACCCUGUCCACAGCGUGCGCCUCAUGGACUGGUGGCACCCUCAGUACCCCACAUCCUCAUAUAAUUAGAUUGAACUCCAAUCUUCUCAGUUACAAAAACAUUGCAGGAGACAAUUCGGGCCUGUUUCAACCAACCCUAAAGUCCUGGCUUGGCAGUCUUUUUUUUUGUGCUGAAUUUUACUCGUUGCACUAAGUGUGCUGCUUUAUAUAGUGUGCUGAUCUGCUGAUCCAAACUCAAGGUGUCAUGACAAUGUAUGUGGCAAUUGACUUUAAUAGUCUGGGUACCUGCCAUAUUUAUGUCAUGAUGCCGUUGUUCACCCUUCACCUAUUUUUUUUUUUUCUUCUUUUUUCCCUCUUUUCCUGAAUGAUCAAAUUGCUAAUUCACAACAAUGUGACCCUCUGAACAGAUUCUGCUUGCCACCCUCAGUUUUUAUAACAAAAAUCUUUUCGAAUUAAGUAUGGCAUCUACCCCAGGACAUGUUAUACUUUUUUUUACCCCUUGAGUAUGGUUUAGAAAAAUCAGCAUUGAGUUUAACACUUGCGUAGUAGGGUUUGCAUGACUCUAAUCUUGAAUCAUAUGUUAAUAGUCAGUUGUUGAUUUUAUUUUUAUUUUUUUCUUCAAUAGCAUUUCCAAGAUUCACCUUAACUGUAGAUUUCUUAUUCUGUCUCUCUGCAAAUGUAUAAAUUGGUAAACUGGAUGACCAUUCAAUCUAAAGAAAAAAAUCUCAGUUUUAAAAAACAAAUGAUCUAUUAAGGCUGGUCAGCUCUAGAGAGGUGUAAUGUAACCCAUUUUGAAUACCUUUUAGCUUGGUGUUAGGUUUAGGGACAAAAGCUAAGAUUUUAUGUAUUCGGUGCUUUCUGUGGAGGCCAUUCUGAGUUCAGCUUUGCUACUGUGCAUGUUUGCCUAUUUAAAUUGACCUAAAUUGUCUAAUUGACCGCAUUGGCAAGGGAGUUUCUAGAUGUUUUAGAUAUUAAAGUGUCUUUGGUUAAGAGAAUGUUAUUGUUUGUGAUCAUGAGAAGUUAAAUCUAUAGAUAAAAUCCAAAGUCAACAUUUAUUUCCUUAAUAUAUAAUCAAAUCCAGAAGUUGGGCUUUUGUGAAGUAAAUUCUAUGCUUCUUUUUAAUUUGAAGCUUGCGUUUUGUUUCAGACUGGAAAAGGAAGGCACUUAUGUUUCACUAUAUUAAAAAAUACACGCCAUAAUCAGUGUGUGGUGAGUUUUUUUUUUUUUUUUU